AGAGAGGAAGAGCUAAAGCGAGCCUCGCACAAACUUUGCAGCGAGCUGAGCUCAGAGCGUCCCUCCCUUCGCUCGGAGCCGGAGCUCGGCUCGUCCCCUCCCGGUGCUGUGAGGGAGGGAGGGAGGCUCUGCCUGCCUCCAUCCAUCCCACCGAACAGCUCAGCCAGAGCAGCUCCUCGGCCCUUGCCCUGCCCCUGCAGGGACCCAGCCGUGCCCUCCUUCAUCAGCCGUGCCCUCCAUCCAUCAGCAGUUCCACGCUGCUCUGGUGGCAUCCCAGGGUCGGGAGGAAGAGGAGCCUUUCUGCACAGAUCCCACCGAGGAGAUGCUCCGGGGACACCAGGUGUGAAGCAGGGGCUCUGGUGGCUCAUCCCAGCACUGAAAGAAAUCUGACUUUUUGACUGUUCCUAAUGAGAAACUCAGAACUCCAGACUCCUUAAGCCCUGAAUUAGGAGAGAAGAGAUCCCCCCAGACGUUUGGCAAAGCAGAAAGCAACCUUCCCCGGCUCACCCAAGGAUAAACCACCUGCUGUGGGAGAGAGAAGCUGGCAGAAAGCUGAUUGCUCAGUCUGUCUGGAAAAACAACACUUGCAAAGACCAAAGCUGUGCCAACCUUCACAGCUCAGCUUGAGGGAAGGACCAAAGCUUUUCACCAUCCAAAGGAGGUGACCUACCAAAAGGAGACCCAAGGUAUUUUUAGGAUGAAAUAAAAGCCAGAAAGAAGUGUAAAGCACAAGUGUGAUGCUCGUUGUCAUUAUGACAGCAAGGUGCAAAAUGGUCUGCACAAGCCUGUCCCUCGCAGUGUGCUCAGCUGUGUGAGCAGCAGCCUUGACAUCGAGAGGAUGGAGCAGCUCUUGCUGAAGCCGUCGUGCCAUCUGUGCUGAGUUUCCUCUCCUGACCUCCUUUGUGAGUCUGGUGAGGGGAGACAGGAGAUCUGAAGGUAACUACAGAAAAUGGACCAAAGCUGACAGAGAGCAAUGACUGAGAUUUAUUUCAAGUUCCGCGGGAACCUGACUGGCCGCGUCCACCUUCCAACUCUGGCUACUGAAGUAGACACAACAGCAGACAAAUACUCUGGCCUCUAUGUAUAUGUGGGGUUGUUCCUAACCCUCCUGGCUCUCCUCCUGAUCCUGCUCUUCUCCAUGCUCCUGCGCCUGAAGCACGUCGUGUCCCCCAUCACCUCCCCAGAGAGCACUGAGAACGUGCAGCACUUCACAGACGUGGAAAUGCACAGCAGGAUCCCCACCACGUAGGGAGCCCACAGCAGAGAGGGCUCCAUGCUUGGGCAAGGUGUUUUGUUCAGCAAAGGUGGUGGACAGAAGCUCUGGCUGCCUGUUGAGCCCCACAAGCUCUUGCAGAAGCCUCAGCAGCAUCUGGAGAGAGUUGCUGGCUGUUGGCAGCACGGGCAGCAUGUGUGCAGCAGCGUCCAUAAAAUGGACAUCACAGAAACCUGCUGCUGUCAGGGAAGGCUCACAUCCCUCUAAAAGCCUUGCAGAAAAUGGGAAAAGCCGCAUUAAUGACAGGCAAAAACCCAGAGAAACAGCAGAAUGUGUCCUGGAGCCUGUGUUUGCUGACCUCUCUCUCUGAAUCAACAAAGUUGAAGUGGUGUAAGUGGGAAGAGCCCACAGGUCACACACAGAAAUUGUCAGUGGCUUGAAAAUUCUCAGGCAUUUCUCCCAUUCAAAGAGGAAAAAUUAAAAUUUUCUCUUUCACCUGAAUGGCAAUUAAACAAUGGAAUUUCACAAAUAUAGAAAUGUUUCAUCACCUGCUGGAACUACGUCUUUCUGAUAUUAGAACCCAUUCAGUGAAUAGUUGCACACCAGAUAUCAGAAAGAGACAGAACUUUAAAGAGGAAAGAGAAUAAAGCCAAAAUUUAAGCAAGGUUUAAAAUAAAAAGAAGCAGCAGCGGCAGGAAAUGAGAUUAAAAAACUUGUAAGACACUCUACCUCUUCCUUAGUCCUCCUUUAUAUGAACUGUGCUGAAUACAAACAUUUUAUGCUCCCAUGAUUUUAGGCUCCCCAGUAUCACUCAGUAAUUAAAAUGCAGUGCAAGUUUUGGGAGCCCAAUUGACAUUGCUCUCCUAACAGACUCCACUUCAUAAUAACAUCUUCCCUCACAUCCAUGUUGGGUUUUCUUCCUCAAAAGACAGAUGAGUUCUUCCAAAGAUUUUUCAUUUGUUUUCCUCCAAAGAAAGCUGAGGAGAUGCCCAGGCCUGGCACUGCAAUAAGGAAUAGUGGGAACAGCUUUGGACACAGACUAACAGGGAACAUGCAGAUGGAAAAUAAACUCACUGAGCACUGAAAGAUAUGAUUGGAUUCAAAUACCCUGAUGGAAUCUCACAGGGGAAAGAAAUGUUUAUUUGAAUUUAUGGAACAACAAUCUGACCCAGUCCUAUGAGUGACGUACAGAGGUAGCCUUUGCCUCUGUGGAUGGAAAAGAUGGAACCAAAUAUGGCAAAGCACUCCUGGGACAGCCACUGCCUCUCACAGAAAAACCUUCAGUGAAUUGUUUCAGCCACAUCUCUAAAGGGCAGGUAUUUUACACAGCUUAUCCACUUUAUUACAGCCUAACUCUAGCUCAGCAAUAAAAUCCCCUGGAUGUUUUCCACAUGUACAUACACUCUUAUUUGCCAAUUCUCCUCCCUCCAAGGGCUUGGAAAGUGUAAAAUCCUCACACAAACCCAGUGCAAAAUUAGAGAAGGCACUGUCACAUGGACCUGUGACAGUAGCACAAAAUUUUUCUUCAAAUGCUCUGUGUACACCAGGUUUUUUGCUUACCUUUGAAGGUCUGGGUGAGCUGUUUGGACUGGGAAUAUCUGAACUUUUACAGAUGGUUGGCAGAGGGAAGCAGAAUGACAGCUAACAUCCCCCCUGGAUACACUGGAUCCAUGGACAGGACUAGUGCAACUUCUCCCUGAUGUAUUGAGUACAAAACCAUUUAAACACUGCUUUCUUAUACUGAAUAAUUCCUUUUUAUUUCACUAACCCCUGUGAAUCACAGAAUCCCAGAAUGGUUUGGGUUAGAAAGGACCUUAAAGAUCACCUUGUUCCACGCCCUGCCUUGGGCAGGGACACCUUCCACUAUCCCAGGUUGCUCCAAGCUCUAUCCAGCCUGGCUUGGGACAAUGAACCAGAGCAGUGAUUGUGUGGGGGAACACAGCAAAAAAUUCACUCUCAGCAGUGUGUCUCCAUGCCACGCUUGUGUGUUUCCCUGGAAAAAUGGCAGGAUGCAGGUUAUCCUCUAUGGGGACAACCCCAGGCAGGAUCACACUGUAUCUGAAGAUUGGCUCCUCGACUGUCAGUACUGCACAAGAGCCAAAAUUCUGUGUGAUGAUCAGGAUAUUAAUCCAACUAAGGCAGAUGGCUACUGAGUUAGUCAAUGACAUUUAAAAUUAACAAAAAUCCAUGCUGCUCAAAUUGGUUUGGUAUGUGUCAUUCAUUGAGCCAUCGUGAGGCAGCUUAGCCCAGGCUCAACAUCUGACUUACCUUGGGAAAUUUCUCCAUUCCAAAGCUACCACUUCCCUAGACUCUGUUCUAACUUACCCAAUCAGCAACUCAACCACAUUAGCUUCCCAGCACAGCUAUCUGCAGAAAAGCCUUGCAUCCAAGAGUCUGCAGGACAGACUCAGCUUUUAUUGACAGACUUUUAUUGACAUAAAAUAUCAGACCUACUCAUUUAAAAGACAGUAUCCAAUUCUGAGUGCUCUGAUCUCAGCCAAAAUGGCCCUUGAGGCACAGGUCAGGACUGAGCUUCUUUCCAUCACACUAAGGAAUGUUAAUUCACAAGAGUCCCACAACACUUUAAAACUUAUUCAGUAACUAUCCUUUAAAUAAAUGAGUAAUCUCUUUAUACAUCAGAUGGUAUCUUUGGGCAGACUGGGUAUUUUUAUAGAGUACUCUCAUGGAAGGCUGCCCUAUCUUCUCACACGAAAAUGACAAGUUUUCCUUUCCAAAGCUUGAUUUCACAUGAAGUCUCUGUCCCACUUGACACAUCUACAGUGGCACUCAGGGUGCCUCAUUUGUCUGUAAAAUGCCAGUAUAUUUUAAAACUUUUCCCACUAAGAAAUAGAAGAAUGCCUUUCCCCUCUUUUCAUUAUCAUUUGCAGUGUCCCAGACCUGAGGGAUGUGUCUGGGAAGAGAGAAUGUUGGGAUGUGUUGGCCUGUGUUUGGUGAGUGGCCCCCAGUGGACUUUGGCAUUCUUUGGCUUUCAGAAGUGAUUAUUGGAACUUUUGCACAGUUUUGGAGCAUCUUCUGGAACUUCUGCUGCAUCUUGGAGCACUGCAGGUCUCACAGCCAUACCCUUCCCCUCCUGCAGGCUGUUCCCUUCCCACUUGACCAUGUGCUAUAGAAAAUGGGGGUUUUUUACAAAAAUAAAGAGGCACAGUGCUACCAA
Molecule: messenger RNA, 4388 nt
Organism: Haemorhous mexicanus (house finch)
Lineage: Eukaryota; Metazoa; Chordata; Aves; Passeriformes; Fringillidae
Gene: SERTM2
Product: serine rich and transmembrane domain containing 2
Exons: 2
Coding region: 974-1249 (91 amino acids)
Cellular component (GO): intracellular membrane-bounded organelle
Source: RefSeq, a predicted model, not a curated record